Vespa crabro (European hornet) is the source of this 4578-nucleotide messenger RNA. RefSeq lists its product as uncharacterized. Lineage: Eukaryota; Metazoa; Arthropoda; Insecta; Hymenoptera; Vespidae. The record is from RefSeq and is a predicted model, not a curated record. Bases 309 to 920 code for a protein of 203 amino acids. The transcript is spliced from 4 exons.
GGGCGGCGGCGAGGCGAGGGCGAGCUGGGUCAAGCAGAGUGCAAAGCGAAACUGGUGGUAGAUCGGCAGCAACGUCGAACAGGCCUUCGACCAGCGAAACAACAACGACUAUAAGUGGUCCUGGUCGCAAAAGAGUUUUUGACAAAGCACGAGAUCGACUUAAAAGACGCCUCUCUACCACCAAUACAUCUUCAAAUCAACUGCCGAUUUUACCGAGCGACAUCACCUUCGAGAUCUGCACAUCCUCGUCGUCCUCUUCGUCACCACCGCCUCUUGCAGCAACGCCAUUAACGACUACCACGACGACGAUGACGAUGACGACGACGAGGUCCGAACAAGAUAAUGUUUCUGAGUCAACAACGGGUGCGUACAUCAAGGCUGAAAGAGUAGUCAGCGGCGUACAUUUUCUCACCGAUCGUGAUGAAGAUAGAGCCGAAUUAUUACUACCGAAAUCAGAAUCGGUUGACAGCGAACCGGAAGUCAGAAAGCAGCUGCUGGAAUACCUCAUUCAAAACGACGGUUCCGUAGUCUGCAAGUGGUGCGGCGAGGUGCUACCGUCUCGAACCCGUUGGUACAGGCAUAAGUACAAGCUACACGUCUCCACCCAGGUCACUCAGCCAGCACCGUUGUUUAAGUGCCACAGCUGUAACGCCUACUUCAAAUCGCGGAAGGGCUACAUUGGUCAUCUGAGCGCGAGACACUCCGAUAACGAGAACGACGAGAAUAGAGAGGAACCGAGUAACAAGAAAUCCAGAAAAACAUCAGAUAUUGGUAAAGGUCCUGAUUGGGAACAACAAAGAGAAAAGGAAGAGAAAUUGGUGGCCGACAUCAUAGAUCGAGUAAAACGAGAAUGCGAGGCCCAGGGUGAGACCGUGACGAGGAGAGGUUAUUCGAGACGAUCUACGGUUAUGAAUAGCUAAGGUCAAGCCCUUCGUCCAUUGGUUGUCUUCUUCCUAUGAUUUGGUUCAGAAGACUCCUGUAUAAAGAAUAUCAAAGAAUCCUAUUUGAUUGAGUUCAUUUGGCUCUUCUCAACAGAUAAACACAAACACACAUAACACACACACACACACACAUACGUAUACACGCAUAGACGUACUCAAAAUUUUCGAUUACUUAGAGGAACUCGGUAACUCUGAUAAGAUUAAUAUUUUUCGUCGAUUUUUCUUGUUAUCCUCAAGAGAGCCUUUUUCUUGCCAUUCGCAUUCUUGUAUUGUCAUUCUCUACCAAUUAAGAGAAACUAUUUCCUGUGUAAACAGGAAAGAGGUACUGGAUACUGUUCUAAAAGGAAGUACUCGCGCUUGACUAACAUUCGAUACGAUCUACAAUGCGCUUGAUCGAUAAAAAGAAAAAGAAGUAAUAACGAAAAAAGAACAAAAAAAUAAUAAAUGAGACAUUUGCCGAUUCGUCCGUAAAAAAAAAGAAAAAGAAUAGAGAGAGAGAGAGAGACAUUCAGUGCCAAAUAUGUAUCUUCCCGGACGUAGGACGUCUCAUUUUGUAAACUAUUAUUAUAAUUACGAUUAUUAUUAUUAAUUAUCAUCAUCAUCAUCAUCAUCAUCAUCAUCAUUAUCAUUAUUUUUAUUAUUAUUAUUAUUUUUUUUUUAUUAUUAUUUUUAUUAUUAUUAUUAUUAUUAUUAUUAUUAUUAUUAUUAUUAUUAUUAUUAUUAUUAUUAUUAUUAUUAUUAUUAGCGUCAUUAUCAUUACACAAAUAGCCUGUGGCUGGCCAAUAGCAAUGCGUGCGAUGAUCACGAUGCGUUCGAGAUAUAUUUUCCUUUUCUUUUUCAUUAUCUCAAUCGAUACGUAUCGUAGUAAAAUCCGUAUGAAACGAUGUAAAUAGGGUAUAAUAGUUGGAGAUCAAAAAUGAUUGUCUUUUUUCCUAAUACAGAAACUCGGUCGUCUCACUGUACGAUCUAUGAUCUACGUAUUGAAUAAUCGAUAAAUACGACCGACUCGUAUGUACAAUGUAUGUACAUACGUAUGUAUAUACGUGAAUAUGCGACGCUACCUGAAAAAUGAAAAAGAAAAAACGUUUAAUCGUAUGUAUAUUCGCUCAAUUAGGACGAACACACGAUACGUACAUAUAUAUGUAUCAAGGCCGAUCGUUCCUCUUGCUCCGUCUGCACAGUUUUUCUUCGCACUAUAAUACGACGCGAUCUCUCUCUAUUAUAAUUAUAUAACUAAACGCGAGUAUGCUCGUCGUCUUCGAGUAUACUAUACAAAUAAUAUCGUGAAAUUCAUGAUCGAGUACAAAGUACACUACAUUUUCUCUUGCAUGCGAGCAUCUAUGGAUCUCAAACGUAAAUAAGAAUUUUUAAUCCAGAACCAGGAUUGUCAGUUAGUAAUAUUGUCUUUAAACGGGGAAAAAAAAUUUUCGAGAAUUAUCUUCUUUUUUUAUUAUUUUAUUAUUUUUUUUUUUAUUUUUUUUGCUGAUCGAGGCCUAAAAACGAGUCAAACGAUACGUCAAAACGCAAUACGAUCUCCGAAUUAACUUAUUCAGUUAUUUACUUCCUGACAAUCUGGAUGGAACGAUCGGAUCUCGCAAAUAGUUUCGCUAGAAGGAAAGAUAGGUAGCUAAUUAGAUAUACUUGUGGUUGCGCGAAUAUACGAAUAAAAAAAAAGAAAACGAUCGAGAAAAAAGGAACAAAAGAACGCGCGAUAAAUCACUAGGAAAAUCGCAUUACUGGCAGAUUUUAAAGGGCGUUAAAGAUGAUGGGAAAAAAAGAAAGCAAAAAAAAUGAAAGCUAAAACUUUUCCUGUAUAUUUCCGGGGAAGUCUGUCCAUUUUUUGAACAUUCUCGAAAGUAUUUUAAUGUUUAUUACUACUAUCGUGCGCGUGUUUAUUCGAUGCAACGAGGGAUAAAUUGAGUUUUAAAAAGUGUAUACAGUUUUUCGGAUUCUUCCGUGCGCAUGCGUGUGUGCGAACUAGAUGGUAAGUUUGGUGCUAAUAUGUCGAAUGCGGUAGUUACUUCUUUCCGUUACACAUCCCACCGUGAUAUGCAUUUUUCUAUAUUGAUGCAUCGGCUGCAAAUAUUUUAAGAUAGAGAAAAAGAAAAGAAAAGAAAAAGAAAAGACAACGCAGCAAGAUAGUACGAUUCCUAAGAAAUUAAAUUUAACGCAAGAACGUACGCGGAUCAAUGGCAACUCACGCGUUAAGUCGAGGAUGUGUAACUACAUCGUUCCACCUUUCCUAACCAUUGAUAUAACAUACAUGGUCGUCUUUCAUCCUCCUCCCUCGUUAAUUUUAUACGCAUCCGAUGUGAACUUUGACGGUCGUUUCGCUCGUAAUCAUAUCAAGACACGAACGUUUGAAUUCCCGAUAAAUGAGCAAAGUAUUAUUGCGAAGAAAGAGAGAAACAGAGAGAAAGAGUCUGUAGAAUGUAAGGUGGGACAAUUCAAACUGAAACGAAGACUGAUACGCGCUGGUCGCGUUGUUAAUUAAAAGAUAAAAAGUAGAAAAGAAAAAGAGAGAGAAAAAGAAGCAAGCAAAAUAUCUUCGUAUGAUCUUGACUCGUCCCUCUUUAUAUCAGCUCGUAAUAAAAUAAAAGAAAAUGCUUCCGAUUUAAGCGAACUUUGCCGCCUUUCGUGCCAAUAGAUAUUAUUUUAGCUUUCCGACAGAAGGACUCGCGCUUUUCCCUCCGUAUAAAAUGGAUUCGAUAAUCGUCCACGACGAGAGAUUAAUACGAUUCUUCCUCAGGGAGACGUUCCUUCGUUUGAUAAAUCGUCUUCCGAAUGAUUAGAUUAUUCUGUAAAUAUAACUAGAGACCUGUGCGUGUAAUUGAUUACAUCCCCAGAUUAAUAUUUUAUCGAAUAGUCUUCCUUCGAAUAAUUAUACCUCCAACGCUUAUUCGUCCUUAUCGUUACGCUAAAAAAUUUAUUAUAGUUUAAAUUAUGCGCUCCAACUUAUUUCGUUCGUUGAUCGAUACGUCAGAAAUAAUCGUCCUUUUAGCUCGUUCCAAAAAAGAAUUUUCUUAAGGGAGGAAGAGGAAAAACUGCCUCGCACGACGUAUUUCAAUCUUCCGUAAAUGAAUUUUAAGUGUUAUUAAUUGUAAGAAUGUAAGGCUGAUCCUCUCCUACACGGAGUAUCGACGAUUCGAGAUGAGAGUAUUUCGAGGAGAUAAAUUAUUUAUUUGUUUACGAUAAAUCGAGAAAGAGAGAGAGAGAGAGAGAGAGAGAGAGAGAGAGAGAGAGAGAGAGAGUAAAAACUCGCUCUUGAUUUUGAAUGGAUUUUAACCGACUCGGAGGACUAUCGGUGCAAAAUCCGACGAUGACUUCAAAGAGUCAUCCAAGCGCACGAGCUUCGUCAGCGAGUAUCCCUGUAACUAAACAUAGAAGACGAUAUAUCCGUUAGAUAUAUUGUAAGAAAUAGUAAAUAAUAUUAUAUAACGAUAUCGUACGGAUAAAUCGCUAAAUGUUUUCUUUCUAUGGAUACUCACCGUACGAUGUGAUAUAAUAUUGCGAUAGAUAAACGUAAUACUUAUCGAUUGCGCUGAUCAUUAGCAGUAACUAACGUUACGACUAACGACUACAAGCGUAUUGUGCAUUAUGUGUCGGGAAAGAAAUAAAAUCAAAAUGAACCGAUCGA